AGCGACGGCCGGCAACGUGUUGCGCGUGUUUACGCAUACAAUUCACCAGCGUCGGACGGUUCAGUAGUAUUUUGCCAGCUGCCGGUCGAGUGAUUUUUCGAGUAUGUUCCCGCUCUCGCCGUCUCCCGCGACAUUAUAAUAUAGAGAAUUUUGUCGGUGUAUUUUUUUUAUUUUUUCAUUUUUUUUUUAUUUUUUCUUCUAGAUUUUCUUCGUUCGCGCGACGCCGGUAAAAAGUCCCGCAUAAAUUUCCAUCAGCUCGGCCGUUAUUCGCUGUAACAAUAUAUCGUACCUACCGCACGAAUCGCCACAGUAUUGUAAACAUUAUCUCGAACAUAAGAAAUUAUAUAAAUUACCGGUGUCUCGUUAUUAAAAACAAAUAAUAUAACACAAUGGACCGAUUGAGCGUGAUGAAGAGCGCCCGGCACUUAUUCAACGGACCGCUGCGCAAGUGUUCCAAAACCGCAGCGUCCAACUAUCGGCGCACGGCGAUGUCGUCUCCGUACGUCGCGGUACGCACGUUCAGCGUGGACGCCAGCCACAAUUCCCCGUCGUCGUCCUCCGGAUCCGUAAUCCUGGAAUCUCCGUUCGGAUCGGUCAAGCCGGUGGAUCUCACGCUGCCCGAAUACAUCUGGAAGAACGUGGAGAACUGGGAAGACAAACCCAUGAUAGUAAGUCGUCCGACCGCCAUCGCUAUAUACACCUAUACUUACGAUUCAUUUUCUGCUUAAAACUAACGGUUUUGUACCGUGACUCUGGGGGCGGUCGCAGUUGCCUCGGAAAUUCGAGAUUUACAACCAACCGCAUAGUCUUUAACGCGAUUUCAGACAUUCCCUUGAAAUAUUACAUUGGAUGUUGUACCGCGUUUUAUAGUAUUAGGUGGUAACCCAAACCACUAUACCCAAUCCCGGACAUCACUCGUCCGGAAAUCCGUUUUGAAAGCCCAUAACCACUCUUUCCUCGAAGAAGAACCCCGCGGGUUUCGCCACCGAUUUGUUGGCACGGUUGUAUAGUAUAUUUUGUAACAACAUCACAAACGUUUUUCAUAAUAGUGUCGGCACCUUGGGCCCAUAAUAGAAAUGGCGGGGCCCUCAGCCCGCACAAUAUUCGUUGACGUUUGCCGAAAAUCAUACAUAAUAAUAAUCCGCAUAAUAAUACGCAGUAUCUGCCCCGCCAGGCAUCGAACCUUAAAAUGUUAACGAAAUCGUUAUUCCUUUGUUAGAGAACGCGUAAUUUUCGGACUAGAAAUUGUUGACGAAAUGUAGGUGGGUAAACCUACUGUUAGAAAUCCGUCAAGCACCGCUAUAGGCAUGUGCGAACCGUGACAACGGCAAUGUCCGCGAUGAAAGUAAAUUUUCGAUACACGUAGGUACUCGUUGAAAACGUUUGCCGCGGACAAUAAAUUCGAUCCUGGUUAUUUUUUUAUUAUUUUUUUUCUAUUAUUAUUAUUUAUAUGCAUAACGUGACGCGGAAUAACGGAACGUAUUGUACGAGCAAAACUAAUAAUAAUGAUAACACUAAAUGUUCGCGGAUAACGUGAUAUAGGUGAAUAUUUUAAUUGUAUAUGUGUGCACAACAACAGUAAUAAUAUAAAUAAACAAAGUAGGCCGCACUACUAGUGCACUACGCGUGAAACACGUCAACACGUAAACGCGCGUCUUAUUUGGUACGCAUUAUCAUUAUUUACGUGCUGUACGAAAUGAUUUACUUCUGACGCAUUUGAAAUAAUUCCCGUUUUAAUUUACCUACGCGCGUUGUAAAAAUGACAACAUUAAAAACCAUUGUAUGAAACAAUAAUUUUAAAACCGAUUACGCGCGGCCGGUAGUCCAAUAUGAAUUAUAUCCGAAUCGUAAAAUCGCCGUUAACAAAUAGUAAUUCGAUUUUGCAAAUUAUUAUUAUAAUAAAUUUAUUCUCAUUCCGUAUAUUGUGUACAGCUAGUUUCAAAAAAUAGAUAGCGUAGAGAAUUUACCAAGGUACCUGUAUAAUAAUAAGAUAAUGUUAUGCUAUAUUGAUACAGGUACUCCGUGUGUAGCUAUUAUAAUAUGGAGAGGUAGAUAAGUACUAUACAAAUGUAUAAAUUAAAAAAAAAAAACAAAAAAAAAAACGGAUCUAAUAAAACGCGGAAAUCGUGUAAAAACUGUACGGUUCGGUAAAAUUAAAUAAUAAUACACACAAUGUAGAUUACUAUUUGAAAAUAAUAACAAAUUGUGAUUACAAUUGCGAGAAAAAAAAAAUUGAAACCAAAUACGUUCGUUUAAAAUUUAAUGUCACAACAUGUUGUGUUGCAAUUUAAACGAAUAUUGUUAGACUUUUAAUUCGGUGUUCGUUCGACAAGUUAAAAUUUGAUGGACGUUGAAGUUAAAUAAUUAACUAAUAGUUUGUUGUCUGUGUUGAUAUUUAUUUACGAAUUGUUACUGUCGUGUUCACGCGAAACGAGUAAUAUAAUAAAAUUGCGUAUUGUGCAAUUAAAAAAAAAAAAAAAAAAAAAAACAACUUUAUUAACGAAAAAUCACAAAAUCGUAUACUCGAGGGUGUAAAUUAAGAUUUUAUUAUAAUAUAUAGGCAGGCUACUUAUAGAUUUUAAACGAACAUCGUUAAUUAAAGUUGAAAUUUGAGUGUUUUCGUGAAAUUUCAACGAAACCAUAACAAUAAUAUUAUUGCUAUGUGUUAUUAUUUUCUUAUCGCGUAUAGAGAAUUUAAUAAUAAAUAUUUCAAACUUCGCGAGUUUUGUACUUUGCAGUUCGCAAGUAGUAGUGACGCGAAUUUUUCAAAUAUUUCCACAUACGUAAUAGCAUUAUAGAUUAAAAUAUUAUAUUUAAUUUAUAUUGGUAAUAUAGCAUCAAAAUUAAUUAUGUACGACUGUACGACUGUUACGCAAAUAAUAAAAGACCCUUGAAUCACAAAAGUUUACGAACCGGUUAAUUAAAUAAAACUGAACAUUCAAUCGUUCGAGUGCCCCGGAAUACGAUCCGUAAAUAAUUUAAUAACGCUAUAAUUUAUACUUAGCUAUCAGGAAAAAUGUACUAAUUUACUAUGUCGUGAUAUUAGUUAUAUCAAUGCCAUAUGAAUGAAUGCAUUUUGUAAUAAACGAUCACGCGACGUCUGCAAACUGGAUACUAAAUAACAUGUGUCGACUAUCUAUGUAUACGUUACUAUCAUUAUUAUCAUUUACUGAGCUACCAUAAAGGUAUUACAUAAUGGUUAUACUAUAAAGAUUUUUACAACUCGCAAGCUUUUAAUAAUUGCAAAUACCUAAUUUCAAUUUCUGAAAUAACCUAACCUAAUAUUAAUAUUACGUUUUUUUUUUUCACGAACAAUUACUACGGAAAAUGUACUUGAAUACUCGUCAUCCGAAAGUUUUAGAAAUCACACACAUACAUAGGUACUUGAAAAUUAAUUUUAAUAUAAUGCUAUUUAAAUAGAGGUACAUUAUCACAAGUCUGAUGUUAAUAAACAACAUUGUAAUUUAAUAUAUACUCGUAUAAUAACCCGUAAUUUAUCUAAAAAAUACGAGUAUUUACCAGUAAAAAAGUACUUACCUAAGUAAAUGUUUUUUUUUUUUUUACAGUUACGCAUUAUUCGAAAAUGUGUUAAUAUUUAAAGCUUUAAAUUUAAUUACGUUUUUAGCAUUAAUAUAAUGUUAUUUUUAUUUUCGAAAAUAAAAAAGGUAUAUAAUUUUGAAAAAUAAUGGCCGAAUUCAGGGGUAGAUCCAAAAAUAAUUUUUAGAUACGACCCAUGAAUUUAACCCCGACGAUUAAUUUAGGUAACGCAGUAAAAUCUAAUUAAAAUAUUUAAUACUUUUUAUUUUAGGUAUUGAUAUUUAGAUAGUUAUAUGGAAAAAUUAAUCUUCUCGGCUUCCACAUUUACAAUCUCGCCUGAAUUUGCCCACUAACUCUUCACUUUUUUCUUUUUCGAUUGAUUGCAAAGCGAGGUCAAGGUUAUGUAAACACUAAGCGUUUUCCGGUCAUGGUUGAUCUGUUGUAGGUUUUCAUUCUCUUCGUCGUUAAAAAUCUACUUUUAGCUGUAGCACUCGUAACUGGAAUAACUAAAAUUCGUUUGUACACUUCUUCUAGCUUUAAAAACGAUAGUCUCAUGCCUUUAAUUACGAUUAAAAUGCCCUUAGCAAAUUCUGAAGUAAAUAGUUUUUUCUGUUUUACUGCGCUUUCAACUUUUCAAGAAAUUUAUUGCUCCCAAAAGUUCUUAACAAUUUUAUGCAUGCGUAUUGAAGUCUUAAUUUUAGAUCUACAGGCAUCUUCGAUUCAUUUUUAUAAAGAUAUCAUCGAUUGUUUCGAAAUAUUGACUUCUAAUUUUCAUUUAACAUCGGUGACACCCAGUGCCUAAAUAGGUUAAUCUAUUAAUCUAAACAAAAAAAUGAAAAUUUAAUAUCGGAAUUAAAUGGUACUAUACUGUUGUAACUUGCAUUGACAUAUUUACUAUCCAUGGACGAUUUGCAUAGUUAUAGAGUUCGGAUAUUAUAGGAAUUUCCUUAUUUUUUAUAUUGGUCAAAUAUGAAGAUAUGGUCAACUAUAAAUUAGUUUCGUAUAAUUCGUAUGAUUAGACGAAAUUUAUUUGCUUUAUAGUAAUUUUAUUUAAUGUUUUAUGCCAUUUUUUUUUACAAAUUUUAUUAUUAUAAUAUUAUUAUUUUUUUUAGAGAUUUUUCGCUUUAUUAGGUCUAUUUCGUUUUAAUACGAUAUGUUUUAUCAACACGUAUUUUAAAUGUUUGAAAGGUUAAUAUUUAUUUUUAGCGAAUAUAGAUCAAAUUAGUUUUGACAUGAUGUUCGAAAACAAAAUCAGUAGGAUCUGGAUUAGAAAUUACGUAUUGUAGACUUAUAUUCAGUCGUUUUACAUAAAAAUAUAUUUAUAAGUCUUUUAUAUAUAAGUCAAAAAUUCAAAAAAGUUCAUGUUCCUCAUGAUAACGUGAUUAAUUAAAUAUAUUUUUAUUUGUGAUAAUUUAACAUAACGUUUAACUUAACUUAACUUAUAAAAUAUUAAUUUAAAAAUAAAAGUGUAAACUUAAAUCAAUCUUGGUGGAAAUGUUAGACGGUCUCGAACUCACCCGGCCCACCCAAUAGAUCUGCUCCUGUAACAGAUUCAUAUAAAUUUUAAAUUUGAACUUAUAUAUUAUAAUAUGUUUUAUACAUAUAUGUAUAAACCUAAUCAGUAACCACAUAUAAAUUAUUAUGAAUACGGAAUAACAUUGAGAUACUUUUGAGUCAAGUACCUACUAAUUAAUAUUAAUAGUUUAAAUUUAUUUUGACCAUUUAUUUACGUAAUACUUAUCUUUUGUCGCUAUAUAAUCAAUAUACUCAAAUGUAAAUUCCUCAUUUGCCAAUUGCUGAAUAACACACAUGAAUAACCAUGAAAAAUGUUAAUGCAAAUACGUAGUCUGUAUAGAUAACAUCCACGAGUAGAGUACUUGAAUAAAAUUAUAUCAUAAUAACUAUAUAAUACACCUAAAUAGAUAGGUAGGAGGUAGGUACUAUUUCAUUAUUAACCAAUAAUUGCAACGACAAUUUUUUAGAUAAGAAAAAUUACAGUUUAUUUUUAAAGAUGUUUAUGAAAAGGUUAUUGUCUCGUUGAAAUGAUUUUUUACGUCAGUUGUUUGUGCAAUAAGACGUACACGCGUGUAUAAGUAAGUAAUAUUACAUAGUCGAUUAAUUGUAUUUUUAUUUUAUAGAACACUCCCAAGCCGAACUUUAUACCCAUCACUAUAGUAUAUUGUUUUAUGAACAUCAAUUACACUACAAUUCAAUAGUUCAGAGAAAAUAAAAUAAAACAUAUACUAUUAUUUAUGUGCCCAAAGUUCAAAAUCAAUUCAAAACAAACAAUAUAAAUUAUGACUAUUGUAUUUGCUAAAUGGCUAAAUAUCUAUGGAAAUACAUAUAUCAGAAACGCAAAUUUAGUAUAAAAAAUUAAGAUUAUAAUUUAUAAUUUGUUUAAACAACAGAAAGGAACAUCGCAAUAAUUAUAGAUAAUUACCUACAUACACGUUUGUAGAUUUUCGUUUAUCUUUACUCGUUUGCCUAAAAAACUUGCAUAAAAAUAAGAGCACGUUUUAAAAUCGAACCGAAAAUAUUAAUCCUUUAUCUAUUGUAUCGCAAUAUAAUAUUUCUUUGAAAAAUAACGGAAAUAUUAAAAAUUCCGAGUUUAAAAUGCAUAUUUGCACGCAGAUAUAUAUCUGCGUAUAUAUACACUUAACUAUUUCAAAAUGUAAACAAAAACAAAAAAAUUAAAUGAAUAUGUACUCGUGCAUAUUAUAUAAUGUAUAUAAUAUGUAAUAUUUUUUUUAGAUUCUGAGUGACGCUAGGAAUGUAUUAGUUUUACAAUGAUAUUUUUUUUCUGUGAACAACUUUUUUAUCAGACGGUUUGCUCUAGUUUCCAAAUAUAGCAUCUUUUCUGAAAGGAAAUUUGACUGGGGUGGUACUUUAAGGAAGUAAUUUUUUGAUUUUCCAAGCAAUUUUCAUAAUAAUUUGGAAAACUAGGGAAAAAAAGUAGGAAAAAUGGAAAAAUUUACUAAAACAUUUCAAAACAUGUAUCACUGAACUCCGCUCAGAAUCGUUUUUCGUUAGCAUUAAUCUUUGCGUACAUAUAUGCUUAAAAUUCUCCUUUAUAUCCUACCUUUCUAACUUCUUACCUACAACAGUCGCCAUGCUUAUCAUGCAAAGUAUCGUAUGUAUCUUUUUUUUUCUAUCUAUAAACAACUUUUCUUCUAGAACUCUGGCUCCAAUCAAAACAUGACAAGAGACCUUUUUUAUUGUAUUUUGGCUCUAUUUGCUAGUUAGUACUUUAGAAAAGUCAUUUUUUGAAAUUCUCAUUAAUAUUUGAGAUAAUCAGGAUAAAUUAGUAUUUAGGUUAAAAAACAUUGAACGAUUAAAAAUAAAGUUGUCAUUGGCAACCGUUUUUGUUGUUAUUGAGUUUUUAUUAUUUAAGUCUUUUUAAACAAUCGUUGUCGUGAAAAUACAUAUUGAUGAAAAAGCAAUUUUAGCAAUACUAUUGACCGAAGUGCGCCCAGAAUCGUUUUUCCUUAACAAUGAUUGCGUACAUGUAUAAAUUGAAUUCCCUUUUAUAUCCCACCUUCCCUGCAAUUUCAACAGUGGUUCCACCAGUUCUCAGUAUCAGCUUUUUUUAUUAUUAUUAUUAUUAUUGAGUAAAUUGUAUAAUAUGUACCUAUAUCGAAGAACAAUAAUUUUUGGUUAUUCGUUGAUUUUACUUCGGCGUUAAUAAUUUACAAUCUAUAAAAUAAAUUAUUAAUUAAAACUACCCGAUAACCAUAAAUAUAUCGUUUCGAAAUAAAUACCUAUUAUUAACUCGACUUCAUUAAUUUUGUGUAAAUUAUUAAACAUUUGAUUUAAACCGGUGAUAUAACUUGCAUUCAAACAAUGAAAUGCAAAAACUUGGAAUUUCCCAAUAACAAUUAAUAACCGUUAGACGUUAGGUAUUAAUUUUAUUGAACAAAUUUAUAAAUUAAAAUAUAUUAUUGCUUACUACCUUGUUAAACAAACUAUAACCAAAGAGUUUUUUUGAAAAUGUUUAAUUUAAAAUUAUGUAAUUAGGUACUUGUAAAUAUUAUUGUUCAACAGUAUUUCGGUUUGGGUAGCUAUACUGUAUUAUAAUAUAACAAUAAUGCAGUUUAAAAAAGUGCGUUAUUUAUUUAAUUUCAUUAUAUUAGUACGAUUCAAUAGAUUACCUAUGUGUAAUAAAAUAGGUUAAUGCUAAUGCAAUAUUAAAUUGUUAUAGUCAUUAUGUGCCACUAUCUAUAUAGGUAUAGCUGCAUAGACACGUAUUGAUGUGUAUGACAAUUUCCGGGUUUCGGGAAUUGAAAUAAUUAUUAUUGCAAUAUGAAAAUACCCUGAAAAUAUAGCCGGCUUACAAACAACAGUGAUGACCACGUUCAAUACGUUGACGUAAUUAAUAUUAGAAAACCUCGGCCUUGUCAUCUGUAUUAUUAAUAUUAUUCCGCAUGUUAGUGUUUCGUGUGUCGCUAUCGGUUAUCAACAGCCGAGUUGGUACGCAUAAUAAUUAUAAUAACAUAAUUAUAUUUUAAUCAUGGUUAUAGACCAGGGGUAGGCAACAGACGGCCCGAAGAAAAUAAAUAAAUGGACCGCUACUUUAUUUUUUUACUCCAACGCUGGUUUUUGAUUUCGUUAUUUGUCUCUGUGUAGGUCCAGAAUUAUCCAAUCGUCCGAACGUAAUCUAUAUGUAUGAUGUAUUUGGUAUAUUCGGUGUAUUUGUAUUUUAUAUUAUUAUAAACUUGUAUACAUUAUAUUUUAUUUUAUUCUAUAAAAUGACAAAAUAAUAUUGUGUUUUUAAUACAAAAACAAAUAAAUUUAUCAAAUUAUAAAUGUUUAUUUUGGAGAUGUUAAAUAACACGGAACACCAAAUAGGUAGAGGAACACUUCCCGACUAUACCUAUGAACCAGUUUCAAUCAUUCAUUCAUAUAACUCGGCAAACUUUGAAACAAUUUAUAAUUAUAAACCAAACCAAUUUUUGUUUUUGAUUUCCUGGUGGCCGAAUUAUUAUUAUUUGACACUCGAUGAAGACACCCUGAAUAAAGUACAAGUUUUAUUUUUUAUUAAUUGUUUUGUUGAUUGUAACUUUAGUACACUAUAUUCUACUGUCUGCACUAUGCCAAUUUAUUUAAUCUUAAUAAUUCGUUUCAGUCAUACAUUAUGCUUAUAUUCAUACCUAUAUAUAUAUAUAUAUAUAUAUAUAUAUAUAUAUAAUACAUAAACAGAUUGGUCGAACUAUUAAAAUAUGAUUAAAUUGAGUAAUUAUUGGUUUUUAUAUUUUUAUUUAUCGCAGGUACUUAUCUAAUGUUAUGUGUAUAAUAUGGUGGAUAAGACCAUUUUAUAUUACUAUUAUUGGAAACUGAAUUCAGGGAUCCCUAAACUCAUAGGCGUCAUUUAUUUAAAAAAUCGUGAAGUAGCGAAUAUCCUUGAAUAUUUUUAUUUCAGUUGUGGUCAGUUACGGAAGUAAUUGUAGAAUUGGGAAGAAAUACGUGAUAUUUCACUAUUUUCACUUAGAUUAUCUGUUUCUAAACGUCUUAUUGUAGUUUUCAAAAUAUUGUUGUUAUUGAGCUAUUUGUAGCUAUUUUAAAUUAUUGAAGUUUUAUCGUUUUUAUUUUAUUGUGGGUAGAAGUUUUAUACAUAAGUUUAAAGAAAACUUUAUUUUAGAUUCUGAGCGAAGCAAGGAAUUUAUUGAUAUUACAAUGUAGCUUUUUUUUAUGCUGUGUAUAAAAAUUCUAUCAGAAAUCUUACUUCAAUUUAGCACCUUUUUUGAAAGAAAAUUUUGUUUUUCCCUGCAGUUUUAAAAACGAUCGAUAAAAACGCAAGAAAAACGAACAAUUUUCAAUAUGAAAUCAUGAAACUACAUGGAAUCACAAUGUAUAUUAAACGUUAAUAAUUAGUUGGCACAAAAACAUGUUUAAAACAUAAAAACAAAAUAAAACGUAUUAAAUACAGUUUCAAUAUUAAAAACAUGUUUUUAUAAAUUUAGUUGUAUAGUAUUUUUAUUUUGUUAUUUUUAAACCAAUAAUAAACUUUUUCCAGAUGUACAAUUCAAUAAUGUUGUAUUAUUAAUAUAAUUUAAAACAUCAAAUAAUGUCUUGAGACAAUAAAGUGGUUCACCAUAAUUAUGUAGGUAGGUUCAACCGGGACCUACCUAUGGCCAAGCUGUCAGGAUGAUCGUGAUUUACCGAUAGGUCUAUUCGCCAAUUUUGUAGUAAUAUAAUCGUACUAUGAAAUUUUGAAAGAAAGUUCAAGGAGUGAAUCGCCAAUGUAUACAUUUGUUACUAGAUUUCUUUUCAGUUUAAACUUAACUACCUAACCUAUAUUUAUUUCACGAUUUAAGAUAUCUUCAACCGUGGUUUAUUACCAAUUUUCAAUUCUAAGUUAUAUAAUCAGUUUUACAAUGAAGUGUUACUUUUUGGAACGUAAUCAUUUUAUAACAAUUUUUCAUUAGGUUAUUUCAUUGAUAUUUGAAUAUAGAUAGGAAAUCAAUUACAUAAUAUGGUACCUAAAAUAAGUAAAAAUUGAUAAAAUGGCGAGAAAAAAUACUAUCUAAAUGGAUAAAACUUUGAAUACUUUGAAUUACCGUCUUUUAAGUCUGUAGCUAACAUAAAUCAGUAGAUUUUAAACUAAAAUAAACCUAUUUUUAAAAUUUUUAUUUAUGUAUUUAUAUUAUUAAAGAUGUUUGGGAACAAAGGUAAUCAAUAUAUCACUCUAUAGUUACUACACCGGACUUUGUAUUCACCUAUUACCUAAUUAUGAAUUAUAUAAUAAGUUAAAUGAUUUGAUAAACAUUUGCAGUCACCAUUUAACAAGUUAUAAUAUGUAAUGGAUGUUUAACUAAGUAAUAGUAAAUAAGUAGGUAUACUAACCUACUUUAUGAUGACAUGGGUAGAUCAGUUAGAUAUUUAUGGAAGAUGGCUAGGUUCUAUAUAUACAUAUAUAUAUAAAAUCUAAAACUCCAAAAUAUGCAAAAUUAAAUUUUUUUUUAGUAUACAGAAUUGUAAAAUCAAUUAAUUGAUCGUGUAACACAUUUUGGCAUCACUAUUUUUUUGCAAACCAAUAAAAAUUAGUUUUAGGAUUUUUUAGUUACUAAAAUGAGUUUCAUCAUCAAUCGAUUCAAUACACAUAAUUUUAAUUUGCAUAUUUUAACAUUUUCAGUAUCUGGUACAUUUAAAGAGCAUAUUUUGGUAUUUUUAAAGUAGAUAUAUUAUAUAUAUGUAGGAUAUAGGUAUAUGCAUAUUAUAUAUUACCUCUAUAUUUUGUAGGUUUUUAGGGCAUAGGUAUUUUAUAUAUAAGUAGUAAGUGUGGCUCAGAUAUACAAAUAUCUGUCCUAUUUAUAAAUCUUAAAUAAUUAUUUAAUGAUUCUGGAUUCAUUGAGUUGAAUGUCUUAAAAAUUCGCAAAAUUCUUUUUAUGUUCAAAAAAUCCAAAACGCCAAAAAUAUACAAAAUAACAUUUUGUAAAACUAUACAAGUUUAGAAUCGUAAGGACAUAAAACGUAUUUUGGUAUAAACUAUACACUUUCUUUAAUAAGUAACAACCAAUACAAAAUCUGUUAAAGUAGGUACUCUAGACCUUAAAAAAAUCGAAUAGGUACUAUUAUUAUUAUUUUAGUAAAAACAUUUUCUUAAAUAACACGUAAGGUACUUACAUAACAAAUUUAGGUAUCUACCUAUCUAUACUAUUAUGUAUAUUAUGAAAAUAUAUCUUCCUAACAGAUCUCUUUUUCUUUUUUUCAUAGGUUUAACAAAUUUAAUUUAAAUACUUUUAUCAUAUAACGUGGUAUUGAAUUUUCAGGUCUAUAUUUAGGUACUUACUGCAUGUUUUAUCGACUGACAAUUUUCAUACUUAAUGUAAUCUUGUAUAGAAAUAAAAUAGUGCACGUGACCACAGUAAAACAAAUUUUUAAAAUGGUACACUGAAAUAAUUUGGAUUACAUAUUGUUUGAAUGAAUUUUAUUUUUGUAAUCAAAUAUUUAUAGGUAGAUAUUUAGAACAUAGAAAUAUUAAUUGUAAACAAUAAUAGGUAUUGUUUACCUAUUAUUAUAUCAGACUAUUAUUUUCUCCUGGUUUGUGUUAUUAUUAUAGAAUAACACGUUUAGGAAAAUCAAGAAAUAUUUAUUUAAAUAAAAUACUAUUAUUUUUUUUAGACAUGCGGUAGUAGUGGCAGGACAUACACAUACGGCGAAGGCCGGAUGAUUUGCAGAUUAUUCGCUAGUACACUUAUUUCAAAACUGGGUUUGAAAAAAGGUGACGUGGUGGGACUAUUAUUACCGAAUAUACCAGAAUAUGUUUUUGCCAUCCACGGAGCUCUUGAAGCAGGGCUUGUCGUUACCUUUGUCAACCCUCUUUACACUGCUAGUAAGAUAUUGUGCAUAUUAGUUGUAUAGGUUUUAUAGAUAUACCUACUCAUUUUUUACUAGUUUUAGUUACGUUAAUUUUUUAAUUUUUUUUUUUUAGUGGAAGUAAAACGGCAGUUCGAGAACGCCCAAGUAAAACUUUGCAUGACAAUCUCAUUAUUACUACCUGUUAUCCAAGAAGUGGCUCCUAGUCUUAAAAAUUACACGGGCACCAUAGUAUUUGGCGGUGAAGAAGUCGCGAACGAAAAAAAUCGGGUGUAUGAUUUCAAAACAAUAGUUUCAGGACAAUCGCCCGAAGAACUACCGGAAUCUUACCCCGACGAAGUGGCCUUAUUGCCAUACUCUAGUGGAACAACAGGACUGCCAAAAGGUGUUAUGUUAACACACCGAAACUGUGCUGUAAAUUUGGAACAGUGUAUACACAAAGAAAUCAUAAGUUACAUGCCAACAACUGGUUAUUAUACAUACUAAUUUGAAUAAUAAUAAUAAUAUUAGUAACUCUUUGAAAAACUUUACUUUACCACUUAUACUUAUGGUAUUUUUCAGACAUGUACCAAGAGAGAGUUUUGAGUGUUUUACCAUUCUUUCAUAUUUAUGGGUUUAAUGGAAUAUUAAAUGGAGUUUUAGCUCAUGGUCUUCAUAUGAUUACUAUACCAAAAUUUACUCCUGAAUCAUACAUAGAGUGUGUAUUUAAAUUUAAGGUGCAUAAUUUAACUCAUUUACUUUAAGACUAAGAAAUAAAUUGUGUAUUUAAAUUCCUAUUAACAUGAAAAUAAUUAUGAUUUAGCCAACUUUUCUAUUUGUGGUGCCUUCACUGUUGUUGUUCCUAGCCUCUCAUCCGUCAGUAAAACCAGAACACUUAAGCUCAAUCAAAGAAAUCACUUGUGGUGCUGCACCAGCAUCAAAAGCUCUGAUUGACAGUUUUCUUCAUAAAGCUCAAAAAGACAUAAGAAUUAGACAAGGUUAGAAUUUGAACGCUUAAAUAAUACAAACACUAUUGUUUCACAAUAUUGCUAGAUAUCCAAUUCAUUAAAUGUAUUUAUGUUAUGAAAUAUAAAUUAAAUUUCAAAAAAAAAAAUAUUUAGAGGAGUUAUAUAUGCAAAACAAAUUAAUAAAUAGAUAUGUAUACAAAAAAAAAUAAAAUAAAGUCUGGAGUAUUAUAAAAGUUGUGUAUAAAUACAAACAGUAAUUAUUAAAAGGGAAAUGACUAAAAUGGUAAUAGGUAAUAAUAACAUUGUUACAAAACAGUUCUAGGUAGUACUGUGUUUACAUUGUAAAAUAUUUUUUUUUAAUCUUUUAAACGUUUUCAGGUUAUGGAAUGACUGAAUCUUCCCCUGUGUCUUUAUAUACAAGAGUUUCAUUACCUGCGAACAAAACUGGUAGUACUGGGCAACUUGUACAAAGUACUCAAGCUAGGGUUAUUAGUUUAAUUGAUGGCAAGGACUUAGGUCCCCAUAAAUCUGGAGAACUUUUGGUUAGAGGACCCCAGGUAAAAUAAUAUUUUUUACCUAUAUUUUUUUAUAAUAAUUAUUAUUAUUUUUAUAAUAAUUUAUAUUAUUUCAGGUAAUGGUUGGAUAUCUGAAUAACGAAAAAGCAACAAAAGAAACUGUGGACAAAGAUGGUUGGUUACACACAGGUGAUGUUGCUUACUAUGACGAGGAUGAAUAUUUCUUCAUUGUAGAUAGGACCAAAGAGUUAAUUAAAGUUAAAGGAAAUCAAGUAAGUACACAUUUAAUUUAAUCUAUACAUUUUAUAUGCAUAUGCUUAUCAGAGCAACACUAUAAAAAGUAAUAAAAACAUGAUUUUGGCAAUUGUAUUUCUUAUGAGUAGGUUAACCUUUUAAGAUAAUAAUUUAAUUAUACUUUACUAAAAGUAUCUACUUACAUCUACAUUUACAUAACUGACAACUACUAAAAUAAUAAUAUAUAGAUAAUAUACAACUAUUUCAUGUAUAUCAAAUAUGUAGAUUUAUUUUAAGCAUUGAUUAAACAUUUAGACUUAUAAAAUAUGUAUGAAUAGAUUUUCAAAUCAAACAGAAAUUUAAAAUAAAGAUAAUUGUUUUUCAACUGAUUAUUUUCAUAAUGAUUUGGGUUCAUAAUAAAAAAACAUGCCCGAUUUGUUUAAAUAGUCUUUUAAAAUUUAAUGUGAAUAUACACUGUUGGCUUAUAAUUAUUCUGUUUAUAAAUGUUUAAUAACUAUAGGACUGAGUCUAUCAUGUUAAUUCUAUACUUUUUUAGUGAAGUUUCCAAUUAUUUUAUUAUAUUAUUUAAAAUUUAGUGUUCUUAACAAUUUGAUCAUUUUAUUUUCCUAUACCCUAUUGUACUAAUAAUUGUAAUCAAUAAUAUUUAAAUAUAUACUUUUUAAAUUAAGUAAUGGUUCUUUUACAUAAGAAAUAUUUAUAGUUAUUUUUUUUUUGACUAAUUGAUUUGAGUGCAUAUACUUAAUAAAUAAUUCAAGCAAUAUAUUUCUAAAAUAUACUUUGAACUGCCCAUAAACUAAUUUUUAUAACUUCAACAGUAUUUAUCUGCAUAAAAUUAUUAAUUGACAUUGAAGCAAAUUCGUUAUGACAAUAAUUAUCACAUAAACAAUAUAAAAUAUAAGAAAAUUUUAAGAUUUAUUAGAUAAGUUAUUAUAUAAUUAAAACAAUUAAUGAUAAAAAAUGUAUACAUUACACGUAUGUAUCGAAAUAAAUGAUUGUAUUCAUCAUUUAAUUAUUUCUUUCUCAUAGCAAAUUAAUAUUAUUAUUAUUAGAUUUAUUUAACUAUACAACUUAUAUAUCUUGUACUAAUGUUGGGAAAGAAUGCGUUCAUGUUGGAUCAUGUUUCUUUUUAAAUAUAGGGACGAGGAACGUGAAAUUUCUGUUCCUCCUAUUAUAUAUAAAAAAAAAAAAUGAAACUCACCUUAUUUUAAUGAUAAUAUUGUUUAAAAAUUAUUUAGUAUUGGUAUCACUUCAUUAGUUAUUAAUAAAUUACCACAAUAUAUUAUUGCAAUAAUGUAGCCCCAACUUUUUUAUUUUUAUUAACUAUAAGGUACAUUAUAUGAUAAUAUUAAUAUAAAUCAUUGUAACUAUGAUAUAAACAGUGUCUUGGUAAUAAAAUUGACUAUUUAAAAUGAUAAAAAUUUAGUAAAAGAAACAAGGAAUGGGAACAAAUUAGUUUUUUAAAUGGAACUUUCUCAACACUGUUACUUAGUUACAUUAUUUUUUAUAUUUUUUUUUAUUACAGUACACAGAAAAACCCAGAUUAAAAUUUUUAAGUCUUAAUAUAUUAAAUAUAAUACACCGAUUUUGAAUUAAUAACAAUUUGAUCUAUGACAUUUUUUACAGUACCACUCUAUUUAGGACUUCAUUCAUUAAGUUCUAUCUGUUACUUUCAAGGUCUUCAUAAAUAAUUUAUACUUUAACAAAUUUUGUGACAAUAAUCAUAUUGGGGUAUACCUAGUGUAGAAGAAUAAUUUUUUUAAGAUUUUUGUAUUUUAAUUUUUCUUUAUGAUGAUUAAAAUAUUCAAUAAAUUUAGUAACUUUAUUUUUCUGUCAUAAAUCAAUAUCAUCAUUUAAAAAAGGAUAUAGUUAAAUAAAAAUGUAAUUUAAUAAUUUAAAAACCAAAGUGCAAUAUUUUUUUCAACUAACAACUUCUUUAAUUUAUAUGUAAGUAAAUUAAAAAAUAAAGUAUAAUAUUCAAUAUACAGUGCAUUUUAUAAGUCUAUUAAAUUAGGAAUGAAAAUUUACAGAUAAUAGUAGAUAAAGAUUUUUUAAAUUAGUUAAUGAAUGUAUAAAUUGUACUUUCCCAGAUACAACUUGAAUUUAUAAGUAAAAGUACGCAAGGUAUUAACAAUAUCUAUAUAAGUACAUUAUAAAUAAAUAAUGUUAACUAUAAGAUUUAAAUUAAAAUAGUGAAACAUAUUUUAACAAAUGUACUGUAAGAAAUAAUUUUAUUCAAUUUAUAAGUUUCUGAAGACAAACACAAAAAAAAUUGUUUAAAUUUAUAUUUAUUUAAAAUUAAAUAUGUAAAAAAAAAAAAAUUGAAUUAAUUAUCAAAUUAAAGAAGCAAUAUUUGCAAAUAAUUUUAUACAUUGAAUGAAAUAACUUAUUCUGAAUUCAUCAUGUAUACAAAUUAAACUUUACAUCUUUUUUACCUAAUUGAUCAAAUUUAAAUAUUAAUCUAACCAGUCAAUGUACAUAUUAUCCAUUAAUAUCCAUUUAGGUCUAAUAUUUACUAAGACUAUUUACUUUCAGUCAAUUUGUUUUCAUCCUGUUCUUGAAGUUCUUCAACAACAGUACUAGGUUCAGUUAUCUUGGUAUUUUCUUCAUUUACUGAGACUGUUUCUUGUUCAGUAGGCUUAUCAUUUUCAAUUUUCUCAGACUCUACAUCCAUUUCUGUAGAAAUUGGUUCCAUAUCAGGUACAUUAGGAGGCACAUCAACAGUAGAUUCGUCAACAUUGUCUUGGCAUUUUUUAUCUUCAUUUAUUAUAGAUUCUGUGCAUUUUUCGUGUACACUAUCACAGUUUACUUCCGAUUCCAUACAUUUAGUUGCUUCUUCGACUAGAUCUUCAACUUGAACAUCCAUAUUUUCAACAUCUUUAUUUGAUUUUUCUAAUUCAACUUCAGGUUGUGAGGUGGCUACAUCCAGUUCUACUUUAAUAUCAGAAUCUGGAGUUUGAUGAAUAAUAGAACCUUCUACUCGAUCAGAAUCUAUUGUUGGUAUUAAUUCUGGUUGUUGUUCCAAUUUAUUACUUUCAACAAUUGAUGGUUCUUCAGUUUUCUGUUCAACAUUUUCAAGAUUUAUAUCGUUAGAUAAAAUGUUAAGUUCUUCAGUGGGUUUUUCAACUAUAGGUUCAUCUAUUUCAACCGGUUGAAUUUCAUUAAUUCCUUCAGUGGUUUGCUCUUUUAAUGGAUCAACUACCGAUUCAUUUACGACUUCGGUAACAUCAGUACUGACUUGCUCUACAACUUCUGCUGUAUUCGUAAUCUGUGUUCGAGGUGGAUCAGUACCUACCACUUGAGUAUCUUGUUUGGGUUCUUCAGUUGAAAGGGCUGGUUCUAAUUCUUCCAUAACUUGUGCAACAAGAUGAUUUUGUUGUUGAUCAACCUUAUGAUCAGUCUUUAUUUCAUCUAAUUUAGUAUUUAUAGGUGUUUUCAUUGAUUCUAGUUCGUCCAAAAGACUUUCUACAGUUUCAUUAUCAUUCAGAACCUUUAUGUCUGAAAUAACAUUACCUUUAUCAACCAAAUCCAUAUUAAUGUCUGAAUCUUUUCCGUUUUCCCAUCUAUCUGGGACACCAUUAACAAUUGUUUCAUCUCGUUUUACUUUCAACUCACAAGUGCUUACAACCAAUAUGUUUUUCUCUACUGCUCGCAUAAACUUAUCUACGCGACUGUACUCUUUUCUUGGACAUGACAGAAGUUCGCAGAGCCUUUGUAUGGUAAAAGGGGGUCCGUUGAAUGUAUCAAAACGUUCUAGCAACACAGUCUUCAUGGCUUCAUAGUUAAACGGAUCUACAUUCGGGUACGGUGGUAUGUCGGCAAUGGACGAAUGUUCAGCGAACUCAGCAAUGACAUUCAAUAUUUUUUCCCGGAUGAACGGCUUGACCAACGUCCACUGGAACAACGUGUUGCCCGUUUUAGCGACGUAUCUCAGAUAUUCUUCUAGUUCCACGGGAACUUGCUGUUUGUACAUCUGGUACAUCUCCAGCAUUUGCAUGACGAGUUCUGCGUUUUCGAUCAUUAUUCUCGUUGUAAGGUACUUGACAGUAACAUGAAUUGUUUCCGACCCGUGUAUGUGUUAUCGUUUUCGAUUUUUACACGACAGCUGCACUACGCGCAGUAAAACGAAAUAUAAUGCGUCAGUGAGACGAACCGUGCACAGAAAUAACAAAAAAUCGUAAACAACAAAUAUAACAAAUAAUUAUAAUAACACCAAGCGGUAGCUGAAAAAUAAGCACAACGAAAAUAGAUAAGAAAACCAUAGCGGGCGUGUGGCGCGCAUGCGUGCUCAUUGUGAAACAGUGUUAACAUGUUUACGAACAACGUUUUCUCGAUUAUACCGCCGCGUCGGCCCUCUUGAAGAUUAACACUUUUUUUCGUUUAACUUUUAAAAAUUUUAAAAAUUUUAAAAAUUAGGUAUCUAAAUAAGCCAAUCAAAGUUUAUGGUUAUCUAUAACUCAGCUUAUAAUAAAAUAAUAAUUUUAUUAUGUAUAAACCUUAUUAGGUAAUAUAGGUAAUUAUAAUAAUGAUUACUUAAUGCUAUCCAUGUUCUAGUUUUAAAAUUGUUAGAUUUACCAAUUUUAUUUUGUAAGCUAUUAACUUAUUGUUUUAUUAUGUUUACCGCUAAAGGCCUACCUGAAUAAUAAUUUCUGUUGGUGUAUUUACGAGAGUUAAAUUGAAAGUCUCCCUCUAUUUUCUGGCCAUACUGUCCAUUUAAGUUUUAUCCAAUUUAUAAUUUUUCAUAUUAAACGAAUAUUAAAAAAGCGUUUUAAUUAGGGAGUAGGUAUACAUAGAGAUAUAAAUAUUAGAAUAUAAUAUAGGUUCUCUAUAAUGUCCAUGAUAGAUACCUACCUAUAUAAACAAUUAAGUACAUUACUGAUAAUAAAAUAUUGUUUAAAAAAUUAAAAAGUACCCACCUAUAUGACCCACUUGUCUUAAUUCCUAAUUAAAUAUCAUAGUCCAUUAUGAAAUGUUCAUUAUAAUUAGUAAUAAUAGUAUAAAUUUUGAUAAACAUUGAUUAAUCUCAUUAAAUAGAUACCUACCUAUUAUUUUAAUUUACUUAAUUAUUUAUAAUGUAGCUGUAAAUAUGCAUGGUCUAAAAAUAUAUCACCUGCUAUACCUUUCACAAUAAUAUAUUUGAUGGGUAUAUAAAAUAGGUACGUAUUCUAAUUAUCCGAUUUAUUUUUCUUCACAACCAAUUAUAAGGUGUAAGAAAUUUAUUUUAAAUUAGGUACAAUUGGAAUUUGUAUGUAGGUAUCUAUAUUUUAUGAUAAAAUAUGUUUAAAUAAAGUAUACAAUUAUAUUAAUACAAUAUUAACCUAUUUAAAAAUUAACAAGUAACAGUAGCAUUAUUUGCUGUCUAUCUGGGUUCUUUUUACCUAAGGAAAUAACAAAGAAAUGUCUUCAGAUUUCUCAUGGUAAAUUCGGUACUCUAGUUCUAAUAAAAUAUAUGCUCAAAUUAUUUUAUCAAAUUAAAAACAGUACCUACUAAACAUUUAAUAAGUUUUUUAAUGUCUUAUUAGACAAUGUAUUAGUCAAAAUUAUAAACUUAUUUUCUUAAUAUUUUUUUCUCCAUCGCCUUCAUCCCAACCUAUUAGAGAUCAGCCAGAAAUAAUGACAAAAUCCGCUCAUGUCUUAUUGAGAACGCCUUAUCCUGGUUUACAUAGUUUUUUACAGGCUGUCAACGUGAUACAACUCCAUUUGUCGCCUUAGGUAGAGGUGGGAAUAUCCAUUCUCCUGAGUUUUUUCUUAAUGUAAAACCUAAUAAUGAAAAUGUAAAAAAAUUCUCAUUGUGAAAACAAUAGGUAAAUGUUUGAAUUAGUGACAAACUGGCUACCUAGAACAAAUAGAUAACUAGUUGUUAAUUGCUUUAGUUAUUUAAACGUUUGUUUAUACUUAUAAAAAAAUUGUAAUUUAACUAAUUUUUUUUAAAAUUUACAGGUGUCUCCAACUGAACUGGAAAAUUUGAUUUCAGAAUUGAAAGAAGUGGCUGAUGUGGCCGUAGUAGGCAUCCCAGAUGUGCUCUCAGGGGAAAUACCCAGGGCUUUUGUUGUAAAACGACCGGGUUCAAGCAUUGACGAAAAGACCAUAUUGAACCAUGUCGCAAAGAACGUGGUAGCGUACAAAAAAUUAGCUGGUGGUGUAAAGUUCUUAGACAUAAUCCCACGUAAUCCAUCCGGUAAAAUAUUGAGAAAUGAGCUUAAAGUGUUUGGCAACAACCCCAGUGAACAGCAACCAAAGAACUGAUUUAAAUUAGUAGGUAAAAUUACAUGUAUAAUACCUGUUUAUUUAUUAUACUAGUGUAUGUAAAUAACUAUAUAUUAUAUGUGUGUGGGGACUGAUUUAGAUAUAUACCUAUGCAAUAUAUACCGAAGAACCGAUUAUCGAUAGGCUUACCUAUAAAAUGGCUAUUAUAUUAUAUUGAGUAUUUUAUUUUUAAAUUUAUUCAAUGUUGUCCAAAAAAGUAAAUGCAUGCAACUAAUAUUUUAUUUAAAGCAUUUGCUUAUAGACCUAUAAUAUUGGAUAUAGAAUUUCAACAUAAAUGCCGAUCAACAAAUUAAAUAUUGUUAUUAUUUUAAUAAUUUCUAUAGGUAGUUAUACACAAAUAUUUUAUACAUGUAUUCACUUAAAAUGUUUUUUAUUAUUUUUUUUUUUACAAAUAUUGUAUUUCCUAUGAUUGUUAAUAUUUUACUGUUGCUAAUUUGUUUUAUUCGUUUUUUUUAUAGCCAUAACCAAUUUGUUACAAAUAAUUUAUUUAAUUUAUAUAAUAUUAAGAAUAUAAUAUCUUGUUAUAAUAUUUUAUCAUUAUUAUUAUAUUUUAGUUUUGUUCAUGAAUCAUCUUUAUUUUGUUAUUUGUGUAUAUAAUGAAAUGUGUUCAUGUUGAACUGUUAAAAAAUUUAUUCUCAUGAAGAUGAAAAAG
Messenger RNA from Cinara cedri, 20483 nucleotides. The record is from the annotation of a GenBank genome assembly. NCBI's taxonomy places the organism in Eukaryota, Metazoa, Arthropoda, Insecta, Hemiptera, Aphididae.